This is a messenger RNA of Osmia bicornis bicornis, 9311 nucleotides long. Its product is annotated as zinc finger transcription factor Trps1. The transcript has 8 exons. Gene Ontology annotation, cellular component: nucleus. Gene Ontology annotation, molecular function: RNA polymerase II cis-regulatory region sequence-specific DNA binding; zinc ion binding; DNA-binding transcription factor activity, RNA polymerase II-specific. The record is from RefSeq and is a predicted model, not a curated record. The coding region runs from base 448 to 2208 and encodes 586 amino acids. Gene Ontology annotation, biological process: negative regulation of transcription by RNA polymerase II; cell fate commitment; positive regulation of transcription by RNA polymerase II. NCBI's taxonomy places the organism in Eukaryota, Metazoa, Arthropoda, Insecta, Hymenoptera, Megachilidae.
CUACUCUUCAGCUGUAUAUUUGUAAACAUAAAAUUUCGUAUUUGUUUUUCUUAAAUUAAUUACAUAAUAAUUGUAACAGAGAAAAAUUAAAUGGUACAGGAAAUGAAAGAUGGCGUGGCGUUUGAUCGAGAGUCUGCGAUGAUUCCAGUGAACCAGUGAUCUUGAUGAUCAUCAGCGCCUCCCAGUGGGGAAGAUUGUAAAAUGAACGAGAAGAACCUUCGUUACUUCGUAGUCUGCCCCUCUAUAUCUAAGCAUAACUGUAUGACCGUGUGUACUGUGCCGCUGACAAUGAGCCGCGGCGGUGACUGUGAUAAGUGAUCGCGUACCCUUCCUCGUCGCUAAACGCGUAGUGGCAGUGGAGAAAGAUAGUACGUAGGCCAAGGAAAGAGUCUACCUCUUGAUGACUCGCGCUUUACGCAGGGCGCAACGUAGCCGGAGUUCACAAUUAUGUUCGAUGUACCGCCCAAGUUCUACGAGCUGUGUCGCCUUUGUUUAUCGUCGGACGGUGUCAAAUUGUCCAUAUUCGAAGAGGAGGGCGCCCAGCGGAACUUUGCUGAUAAGAUACUGACGUGCCUCUCGAUUACGGUGAAAGAUGGAGAUUCUUUGCCACCAAUCAUUUGUCACCGAUGUGUGUACAAGUUGGAUGUGCUGCACAACUUCCGUGAAGUGUCACACAAAUCUGAUGUCAUACUCAAACAGUACCUGGAUUAUGCCAAGCAAUUAUCAUCGCACGAUGAUCAGAAGAAGUCUUUCUCCACUGCCAAAGUAGCAGGCUUAAGCCCUCUACAGUCAUUUCUCCAAUUGAACAAAACAUUGUUCAAUGAGGAGCCUAACUCUCCGGCCAGCAUUAAUCAAAACAUUAUACCUCAGACGCAAACACAUCAUUUGGAGUUGCGCACCAAUGACAUGCCUGAACACGAUAACAUUAAGUGUGAACCUGAAGAUGACACGUGUUCGAACAGUUCUGAUCCAGACAGAUUAGAAAUAGAAGAUCGUGAUGAACAAGAUACAGAGGGGGAAGAGAAUGGUUACGAUAUGACCAUUAACAAGAGAAUGAAAGUGGAAACAAAUUACGAGGAAUCGAAACCAAGUACCCCCGAUCACAGUCCGGUAAAUAGAAUGGAUACACCAGAAAGCAAUUGUUCAGAUACAAAUAUUGAUCAAGAAACAACAAAGUUGUGGCAAGCAUUAGCAAACAACAGGAGUUUAGAGAUUACAAGGACAAAUGGUGACAAAUUAAAUAAUGGAUUUACUGGCGAGGCAACUAAUCUGCUGCGUUCUUUAAUCAACAACAGACAAAUCGGUAUUACUACUGUUGAUUCUGACAGAGUAUCACCACAAAUUAGAUUUUACAGGGACACUCAAGGGACAACAAUCGAACGUACCGUACCUGAUUGUUCUGUACUCGGAAAUCGUACUAAUGUCCCGUGUAUAGAAAACAAGGGUACUUCGGUGGACAGUAAUCCAUCCAGCCCUGCCAGUGUUGGUCGUAAAGAAACUAAGGGUCGUAGAAAACAAAGUUAUCCCAGUAAAGCUCCGAUGAGCCCGGAUAUUAAUUAUCAACACGAAUCUAACGAGGAACAAGCACAAGAUUUCACAACGUGGUCAAGUAAAAUGAAAGGAAAGGUAGAAGAUUCAAAGCAAUUCGAUCAGCAUCCAGGUAGCAUGGCGAAAAAGGUAGAUAUGUCUUGCACAAAUUGCGGUACCAUGACUACAACAAUUUGGAGAAGAAACAUGAAGGGUGAAAUCGUUUGUAACGCUUGCGGGCUCUAUUACAAACUUCACGGAGUGAAUCGUCCAGUUACCAUGCGAAGGGAUACGAUACACACGCGUAGACGUAGACCCAAAGGCGAGAAACCAACGAGGCACAGAAAAAAAGGUGACACAAUUUUAACACCGCAAUCGGAACAAAUGGACGCAGAAAGUGCAGAUAUGUUAGCGGCACUCCGACGACAAAUCCAGCCCCAUUUAAUGAUGGCAGCGUUAACGCCUCCUCGUAUACCUGGGACCCAUCCACCAGCACCAGCCGCUCAACUUAAUUACUCUCUUCCUUUACCAAGUUACAUGAUGCACCAUGUAAAAUCAGAAGGGCGAGAACAAUGUCACUUAUCCGCGGAAGCAGAAGACACAGAAGAAGGAGAUACAGAGAACGUCUCGGACGUACCGUUGAACCUAGUUGCGACGUCGUUAUCCGAAGAAGCACACUGAAGCAGUACUUCGAGGAGCAUGAGAACGACUUUAACUAGGUAUAUAUGAAACGAAUAAUCUCUAGACAGAGGAUAGUCUGUCCGGUGAUACACAGGGUGUAGAAGACGAGAUUGUUCUCCUUCUCCUUUCUGCCACUGAUUCUCGUCCAUAAUCCUUUAUCGAGCUCUCUUUAUUUCUCUCCCUUAUUUUUUCUUUUCCCCUCCCCCCACGGUCUCGAGAAUUUUCAGGUGGUAGAAUAUUGGGAUGAUAAUUAUUGUCCCUUGAGCUACCAAGCCCGUGGUGCAGAGCGCACGAAGGAACGAUGAUAUUAAAUACGCAGUAUUAAUUACGUGGUUAUUCGAAAUAUGUACAUAUAUAUACACGAAUAUGAAGAAUAUUUUUAUACAAAAUUUUCUACGCUUGCAGCUAGAGGAGCGACGGGCGAUCGUUGUACAUACACGCGCAAAUUGUUCUUUCGGUGUCGCACGUAUUUUUCCGCGUUGAAAGAAAUGGUGGUCGUUGUCUGUUUUUCAUAGUGACGUAAGAAAAUUCAAUCGCCAGUGAAUGUUUUUUAGAACGGCGCUAGAUUACUGUUCGGGAAAGGCUUAGAAUUUAGAAUGAAAAAAGAUUUGUCACUAAACAAGGAAAUUAGUGAAAGAAAGAAAAAAAAUUUCACCGUUUUGUUCCACGGGCUUUUAGCUGUCAGUGACGUGUAACAAUCAUUAAUAGUCUCGUUAUUUUUGCGUAAUAUAUAUAUACAUAUAUAUAUAUAUACUAAGCUAAAAAAACCGACCCAAGUGAAAUCGGGCUUUAAGAACGGGAGAAAAACUGACCGGGGAACAAGAAAACGGUUGCGCUAUGUGACAGACGUUCGUUUUAAAAGAUAUCCGAUGCGUACUCGGUAAUUUGAGCAUUACCAAAUUACGUUCAUGCCAGUAUCAUUUUAAAUACCGUAUUCUAGUGGCCUUUCAGCGAUUUAAACUCUUGUCUCUUCCCCCCAUUUUUUUUUUUUUUUAUUAAGCUGUUAUCUCGCGCAUUAAGCGCGGAUAAUUUAAUUUCAGACAAAGUCUUAAUUUAGAUGACGUAGAUACUUUUUUACAUGAGCACGAGACUGCCGGUGUAAACACAUUUAAUACUCUUUCUACCAUUUACGUAUUCUCUUCCCUCCUCUCCCUAGUUUUUUCUCUUUCUCUAUCUCGAAAGGCUUCUCGACUGUUAUCAACACAGUCGCAAAUAAUUUGUACUUAAUAGGCAAGCAGCACCACCACCAUAAUAAUCUAAGACUCCGAAAGCAAUAAGAAACGCGAUGGUACGUAGGAUAGAUUGUCGUCAUACAAUACUCGUUAACGUGCUCUCUCGACGACAAUUAAACAUACAAGAAUUUUUUCAGGAAGUAAUACUUAUAGAUAACAUUCAUUCGUAUGCCGGACGUUAAAAGUAACAAAUUUUACUGCUCCACAGUUGCUGUAGGUCACCGUGAACUCUACAAUUAUUUUUUUGUCGAAUCUCUUCCUCAACUCUGUGUCAUUUUAUUUUGUAUUAUUAAAGAGAAGAAGAAAAGAGAGAAAAGAAAAAGGGAAUCUCGUUGUAGAUAAAGAAAAUCACUUGUGUCUUUGAACAGUAUAAAUGAAGCUGUGAUCUUUUUUUUUUUUUAAAUUUUUCAAUUAAUAGUUGGUCUCUCUAUAUUUUAAGGGCUAUCACUGAUCUAUUUUUCCAGAAUGUACAGUUCACGCGUUAAUGAACAGGUAUUAAGCAACGUUAAAUAUCACCGUAAUACGAUGGCCAGUGCAUCUACUCAUGUAUCGUUAUACCUAACAUUGUAUACCUAAACAACUUUGCCAAAAAUAGAUUUAGUCUAUGUAACAUAGAAUAUAGUUAAGGGCAUACGAUUAAAAUUAACGUUUUAUCUUUCUCUUUCAUGUCAUACACAGCAUUUACAUCCUCCUUCGUUUUCCUCUUCUUUGUAAUUCUUUUAUUUUUUUAUUUUAUUUUUUUUUUUUCCAUCAGUGAUACCUCUUGACAAUGCAACUGUGUAGAGCUUAUAAAUUCGCUUACAGUAACUUUGUGGAGCAUCUUAGUUUUAGUCGUUAUCAAAGGAGCCUUAUGAACACACUCGUAUAUAUAUACAUAUACGUAAUACUCGUAAAUAUAUAUAUAUAUAUAUUUACAAAGUACACAUACAUACUAUUGUAUACUAUUAUACGAGUACAGAUGAUACCACGAAUCAGUAUCAUUCUUUUAAACUUUUUUUAUAUAUACAUAUAUAUAUUCUAACAAAUAAUUCUUCUGUAUAAUAGUCGUUCGAGUAAUAUGUUCUCACUUAAAUGAAAAAAUAAUGCGUUUAACUGAUAACAAUGUGCAUAAUAGAGAACAAUGCAUCGCUUUUUACUUAAUUUAACUUAUUUUAAAGAGGAAUGAUAUUGAGAGUGUGGUAUCUUUGAUAUUAUACACGAGUAUUGGAGGAAGAGGUGUAAAAGUACGACGAGGUUUCACAUUAGUGGGAUCCUUGUAACAAAUUGCUAAACUUUUUCUCUCAUGCGUCAAAAUGAUCCUUCCAUUUAGUACAUAUUCGACACAUUUUCAGUGUUAAAAGCAGGUUGAGAAAUAACGUAUCUUUUAAAUAAAUCUGUACCAAGUAUUUAUUUAUUUUAACAAACAUCCGAAACGUUCGAUGAAUUUCUUCUGAAUAUUGUACAUUGAUUUUAAUGCAAUUGACUGUUAAUCGGAUAUCAUUUGAAUUGUUUCUCAUUCUAGAGGAAUUGUAUUUAUUUAAAAGAUACGUGACACGAGGUUUAGGCUUAACGCAUCUCCUUCCUUUAAUAGAGAAUAAAAUUGAAAGUAAUCACUGAUUAAAGUAUACAGGGUCUGACAUAUUUUCAGUCAGGCUUAGACCGCCAGUUUUUCAAUUCUGUUGACAGAAAAAUUGUAACAUACCAUUUUUAAGUGUACCAUACGCGAAGAGAAUGAACUUAUUUAUGAAUAACAUUGAUAGGAAGAAGACAGCAAUGGACAGUUUUUUCGUUAGGCAUUUUUUUUCUCAGUUAUAUAUUCGGCUCUUCGUAGCUUAUUAAAUAACAAAAAAAAAAAAAACCUAACUAUUAUUAUCUUUAUACAUACAUAUAUUUUUCUUUUUUGUAUUAUUACCAACGUAGGCGCGUAAGUAGAAUUAGGUUUGAGCUCUCUACUAAUUCUGAAAACCUAGAGGAUAUUUUUUAUAAUUAUUAGAAUCGAGGAAUCGAGUAUUGCUAAUUAUAUAUAUAUAUAUUAUUGAUAUCGAUUGAUUAAAUGUUAACGAUAAUGAUCUUUUAUCCUUUUUUUUUUUUUUUUUUUUUUUUAAAUAAGAUUUAGUUGCAAGACCGCCACUCGACACGGUUCGUUUUUAACAAUGGUAAAGAGAAAAAAAAAGCUGAGGCUUCUUAUAGAUUCUUCUUUUUUUUAUGUAUCAGUAUUCUACGCGUUUGAUUUUAGCUGAUAAGAGUUUUUAACCAACACUACUUAAAUAUGGAUCCCCGACGGCGAGAUUUGUCUUACUUAAUUAUUAAAUUAUUUAGUUUAUCCUCCCCCGCCCUACACCCUUGUCCGAACCCUUCCCUUUUUUUCCCUCUCCCGACGAGUCCCUUGUUCCUUGUUUUUGUACGUCUAUUUUUACAUAAGCGACCCUCCCUGAAUAUUAUUUAAACUGUAAUUUAUUGUAUUCACUGUUUUUUGCACCGACGUUUAUGUAAGACAUAUUUUGGCAACGACUGGCUUAAUUUAUUGUUUCUUAUAAUAUUACUUUAUACGAGUUUCGCUCUCUUUCUUUCUUCUUCUUAUUCUAUAUUUUUAUCUCUCUCGUAUCUUCAUUUUAUUUUUCGCUAGAACGCGUUAACUUCGUACGAUCAGGGCGUAUGGUCAUUCCCUCCCUUUUAAUUUGUUUCCUUUCCGCGGUACGAAGAUGCGGACGGUCGAUGCUUAUUUAAGGUGCCUUCCACCUGGACAUUUCGUUAGAUACAAAAAGAAAGAAAAAAAAAAAAGAAUUGUUCAAGCGAAUUGAUCGACGACGAUGAUAAUAAAUAAGUCUAAUCGUGCCUGAGCACCCUGUACACGCGUGUAUGUACGAGUAUUCGCUGUUUAAACAGGAUCCCAUAAGGAAUCCGUAAGCCAAAACUGUUGUCCGAUCGAACGUUUUAAAAAAAAAGAACAAAACAAAAAAAGAAGAAACCUCUCUGCCUUCGAUCCGUUCGGUUCGUCUUCCUCUUUGUAAAAUGUGCCUCCGUUUAUUUGAUCGCCUGUGUGUCGCUUAACACCUUACCAGCAAAGUAGCCGAAUUAACUGGGUCAACAACGACCCGGACCUACGAAACAUGUACAACGAUGCUUCGGCUAUAAUUAGAAGGAAAAUUGAAUUUAAAUUGUAUUCUCGAUGGUCCGAAGGGUAAUAAUGAAAAUUUAAUUUACGCAAAUUUCGGUAAGGUGUUAAGAGCAUCGCAAAAGUCGACCAACUCGGUCAUUAUCGUAGCAAUCGUCUCUCAGGUGUAAUAUCUAGCAAUAACGGAAGAUGGAUGAAUGGAUCGUGGGUGGGAUAGACAAUAUCGAGGUGCUUCUUCGCACCUCAAGUUUCUUUUUUUAUAGAGAAACCCAUGGGUGGGAAGCACCUCGAGGAUCGUUCGUAGGGUGUCCAUCGUUAGAGCAAAUGUAUACGAAAGUCUCGAGGACAAGAGAAAAGGCAGUUAAAGAAAAGAUACACAUACACACGUACACAAAGAAAGCAUAACGAUGCAUAAUUGUAUAUGACAAAGAGAAGGGGUUUUCGCGAUUGACGAGAAAAGGGGUGAGAAAAUGUACCCUUUCCCAUUGGCGUAACUAUGAUUUUUGUAUAAGCUCGAAUCAGGUCCCUUAAUUUAAUUAAAAGUAUUCAACGUUACUUAAUUUUCAUAUUUCAUUUGCAUUUUGAUCCAGAUAUUUAUCAUCGAUCUUUCGAAUAAAGGAGACCUGGUUCGUUUAAGCAUACGCCAAUUACCCUUUUGCUCGUUAAGAAAUUAUUAACUCGCAGCACUGUUCCGUCCGUCUGCACGACCGUGAAUCUUCUGGUUUCACCGAGUUUUCUCGGUUGAAAUCCUAAGUCACAUUUACACGCAUACACACGACAUACACAUAUACACAUUAAAUACAUUGUAACGUGAAACUUUACUUAAUCAUAAGCGAAAGAAAUGAUAAAAUAAAUAGAGAAGCGGUACAUAUGGAAGCGCUAAGACCCCUUCCCCCAGUUCUUACACUGAGUAUUAAAUCUGUACUAAUCGACUGAGUAUUAUUUUUAUAUCGAAGCGUAAUAUUAAAUAACGGAUAAAUUAAAACGCGAGACAAUGGUAAUCGUACGUGAUGCCGAGAGAAUUAAUUGUAAAGCAGCUGAUGCGAGGGAUGCGUUAUCUUUAUCAUUUUCUUCGUUAAUUCCCUGUCGCGUUAAUCACGAUGUAUUCUUUUACGACUAAUUAAAGUCAAAGUGUUAUAACGAUUAGCGUGGCAGGAAAUUUUUUGAAGAAAAGAAGAAAGAAUGAAACGAGAAAUGAGCAUUCCGUUUCUCAAGAUUAAAAGGAAAAGAAAAGAAAACGAGGAAUGAAACGCAUGCGACUGAUGAUUGUGAGUGCCCUGAUUACAUAUUUUGUAUACAAACCAUAUAUAUGUGAAACCGAGCAGAAAACGCUAGUUUAACGAGCGACAAAGAGAGAGAGAGAGAACAAAAAAUAAAAUAAUGGAACGAUUUGUAAUGAUUGUAAAAGUGUUGAUAAGAGCUUUGAUCGGCCGGAAACUAACUUAAUCGAAGGUUUAUAUAUAUAAAUAAAUGAUUAUAAAAAUAUAUAUAUAUAAACGAGCGUCGUAGGAAUGAACGGAGAUAAAAAUCUUACUUUUGUAUCCAUGAAUCUACGAUAAUAAGUUAGUUUAGGCUAUGGCCAGCAGCUGUUGAGAUUAUUCAAGGUUGUGUGUAUCAUUAUAAGUAUUUUGAAUUGUUGAAUAGUAAAUAGUGUAAGCGGAGGCUUGAACGGGGCGACGUCCCGCGCCCACGGAUUUACCCUGAAGAGACGUCGCGUCGUCCAAGUUCGGUCUCGAGGUAUACAUUUCACGGAAUAAUUCGAUACUUAUUUUCCUCCCUCGUUCGAUUAAUAACGUUUGCCCCAGUACGAUCAACAUUGAUCAUUUUUACUUUGCCUGUGUUGUUUUAUAUACACCUGAUACGUGUAUGUACAGGGUGAUUCGUGAAUGUCCGAUGAUACCCGAAGAAAGACGAAUCUCGAUUCGAGUAAAUUCGUGCGCGUUCGUGUAUCAUCGUGCAUUCGUCAGAUCGUUGGGACGUUUUAAUUUAUAAUUACCGAAGCAUAUUACGCGAAACCUAUCACGAUAGAUGUACCUUCUUUCUGUCCAUCGGAUUUUAUUACUUUUGCUCUCUAUUUUUUCUCUACCUUCGCUCUCUGUUUCUUUAUUCAGAAAUUGAUCUUUGUAUACCUUUCUACUCCCCCACCCCUUUUAUUUUCUUUUGUAUUUGUAAUUGAUAAGCGACCUUAUUAGACAUUUUAAGCUAUUUAUUGGGCUGCUAUGUGAUUUGUUGGAAAUUAUUUUGAGAUCUUUGAUUCGAAGACAAUGCUUCGCGUGUACGUGUCCGCGAUUCUGUCCCACGGUUCGCUGACGAAUCUUUUGAAAAAGGUGAUACAAAAAUUGGAUUAAAAAUAAAUAAAAGAAAACAAACAGAAGAUGAAAAAGAAUAGAGAGAGAAUUGCGAUCACUCGACGUCUCUUUAUUUUUGUGCGCCUACCGCCUAGCUAAGUCAAAGAGUAUUGCGCGAACUGUGUUUGUUGCCGGAACGUUUGCAUUUUCUUUUUUUCUUAAUUCAAUUUCAUUGAAAUUUCUCUUGCAAACGAGUCGACGCAACAGGCACAGGCAAUUGGCGGGCAAAGGACCAAAAUGUACAACAAUUGCGUUUGCCCUUUCUACGGUUGGUACGAUUCGUUUUUAUAAACAUGUAAAACGAUCGAAGCUAUAACGUGUUGCAGUAACGAGGAUUUUUAAACGAUGUUGACAUUGAUUAUUUUGGGGAGCAUCUUGUGCAAGGGCAUUGUUGUGAUACCACAGAUGCAGCUUCAUUGAAACUUAAAU